CCUUUUGACUGUCUCUUUAACAAUAAAAAAAAAUAAAAAUAAAAACAAUGCACACAGAAGCAUUGUUUUUAUUUAAAAAUUGACGUUGUUCAUUGUUAAAGAGAAUAAUUCAAUUUCAUCAAUUGUUAAUACCUAAUGGAUAACUUUGGUGCAUUGUUCUAUUGUACAAACUAUCUGCACAGAUGUACAGAGUAAUUCAAUGUCAAACAAACGUAAACAGCAGGUCUAUUGAUAACUAAGUAUAAAUACAACGAAUGAUACUGAUCAGGAAGUAUAUCUAUCAAGUAGUUUGAUCUCAGCCAGAUAAAAUGACACGUGGUACAGUGUUUUGUCUAUUCGCCCUAUUGGCAGUUGCAUCAGCAGCCUCAAUUUCAGGCUCAGCAAAUCUUAGUGGAAAUUCAGCAGGAGUGAGUUUUGAAACUGUUUUUCCAAAAAUUCCUGGAUUUAAUUAUCCAUUAUUUGGAUUCAGUCUUUUGCCAACAUCUUCAAGCUCAACCAACGGAACCAGCUCAAAUAAUGGAACUUCAAGUUCAAAUAAUGGUACCAGCACAAAUAAUGGAACAUCAUUAAAUAUUCCUGGUUUAUCAACUGCAAUUCAACUACUUGAACAUAAAAUAGGAGUUGCUCUUGGUAUUGGACAAAAUUUAACAGCAGGAUUUAACACUGCAUUCCAGCAAGCUUUUGAAAAUAACAAUUCGACAGCUGCUGCCAAUACAAUUGUUGGAACAAUUUUACAAACAACUUUAGCAGUUGCUGAAGAAUGUCCUCUGGUUGUUGUUGGAGAACGUGUUUUGCGAGAAGGCAUACGUCUUUCAAUUGAAGCUUUAAAAUCAGCUAAUAAUAUUGCUACUGGUUAACUCUUGAAUUUUAAGAAAAUUUUAAAAAAUUAUAUUAUACAAAAUUUAUGCAAGAUGAUAAUUUUUUUUUUGUUGAUUUAAUAUUUUAUUGUUGAAAUAUAUUUGCUUAUAUACCUAUAAAAUUAA
Messenger RNA from Aphidius gifuensis, 983 nucleotides. RefSeq lists its product as uncharacterized. The coding region runs from base 309 to 857 and encodes 182 amino acids. The transcript is spliced from 2 exons. The record is from RefSeq and is a predicted model, not a curated record. NCBI's taxonomy places the organism in Eukaryota, Metazoa, Arthropoda, Insecta, Hymenoptera, Braconidae.